This is a messenger RNA of Dromiciops gliroides (monito del monte), 2175 nucleotides long. RefSeq names its product cholinergic receptor nicotinic alpha 7 subunit (gene CHRNA7). The coding region runs from base 216 to 1724 and encodes 502 amino acids. The record is from RefSeq and is a predicted model, not a curated record. Gene Ontology annotation, molecular function: acetylcholine-gated monoatomic cation-selective channel activity; transmembrane signaling receptor activity. Gene Ontology annotation, biological process: monoatomic ion transmembrane transport; chemical synaptic transmission; signal transduction. Lineage: Eukaryota; Metazoa; Chordata; Mammalia; Microbiotheria; Microbiotheriidae. The transcript is spliced from 10 exons. Gene Ontology annotation, cellular component: neuron projection; synapse; postsynaptic membrane.
GGCAUCGAAGGAGGGACAGGAGCUCGGGGAGGGAGGGAGCAAGCAAGCAAGUGACGGAGAGUCGGGCGGGCGGCCGACAAGGGCAGCGCAGCAGCCGCUGCUGCUGCCGCCGGUGACAGGAGCCCGCCGGACUCGGCUGCUCGGCGCCUCGCAGGGGGGCUGUGCCCAACUUUGUGGCUGGACUUGGAGCGGGGGAGGUUGCGGGGGACCUCAGAAUGAGCCGCCAGCAGGGGAGUGUGUGGUUGGUGGUGGUGGCUUCACUCCUUCACGCAUCCCUGCAAGGAGAGUUCCAGAGGAAGCUCUAUAAGGAACUGCUCAAGAAUUACAACCCCUUGGAAAGACCGGUCGCCAACGACUCCCAGCCGCUCACAGUCUACUUCUCCCUGAGCCUUCUGCAAAUUAUGGACGUGGAUGAAAAGAAUCAAGUUUUAACCACCAAUAUUUGGCUGCAAAUGUAUUGGACAGAUUACUAUUUACAAUGGAAUGUGUCUGAAUACCCGGGUGUGAAGAAUGUUCGCUUUCCGGAUGGCCAGAUUUGGAAACCAGAUAUUCUUCUAUAUAACAGUGCUGAUGAGCGAUUUGAUGCUACAUUUCAUACCAAUGUUUUAGUGAAUUCUUCAGGACAUUGUCAAUACCUCCCUCCAGGCAUAUUCAAGAGCUCAUGCUACAUCGAUGUGCGUUGGUUUCCCUUUGAUGUUCAACAGUGUAAACUGAAGUUUGGGUCAUGGUCCUAUGGAGGUUGGUCCCUGGAUUUGCAGAUGCAAGAAGCAGACAUUUCUGGCUAUAUCUCAAAUGGAGAAUGGGAUCUAGUUGAAAUUCCUGGAAAGAGGAAUGAAAGGUUUUAUGAUUGCUGUAAAGAACCGUACCCAGAUGUAACAUUUACCGUGACCAUGAGACGAAGGACGCUCUAUUAUGGCCUUAAUCUUCUCAUCCCGUGCGUGCUGAUAUCUGCACUCGCCCUAUUAGUGUUUUUGCUUCCUGCAGACUCUGGAGAGAAAAUUUCACUUGGGAUAACGGUUUUACUAUCUCUCACUGUCUUCAUGCUGCUCGUGGCAGAAAUCAUGCCUGCAACUUCUGAUUCAGUGCCAUUAAUAGCUCAGUAUUUUGCCAGCACCAUGAUCAUUGUUGGUUUUUCUGUUGUGGUGACGGUCAUCGUUUUGCAAUAUCACCACCAUGAUCCUGAUGGCGGGAAAAUGCCAAAGUGGACCAGAAUCAUCCUUCUGAAUUGGUGCGCCUGGUUUCUGAGAAUGAAACGGCCAGGAGAGGACAAGGUUCGCCCCGCCUGCCAGCACAAGCAGCACCGAUGUAGCCUGACCAGCGUGGAGCUCAAUGCCAUGUCAGGGCAGCCAACCAGUAACGGCAACAUGCUCUACAUUGGCUUCCGUGGACUAGAGGGGACGCACUGCGUGCCUGCUAGUGACUCUGGGGUUAUCUGUGGUAGGAUGACUUGUUCUCCCACCGAGGAGGAGAAUCUCCUUCACAGUGGGCACACCUCUGAGGGGGACCCAGACCUGGCUAAGAUCUUGGAGGAGGUCCGCUACAUUGCAAACCGAUUUCGUGACCAGGAUGAGGAGGAAGCUGUUUGCAAUGAGUGGAAGUUUGCAGCCUGUGUGGUGGAUCGCCUGUGCCUGAUGGCUUUUUCAGUCUUCACCAUCAUCUGCACCAUUGGGAUCUUGAUGUCCGCGCCAAACUUUGUCGAGGCUGUGUCUAAAGAUUUUGCUUAACCUAGCACUGGUUUUGAUCCUGUAAUGCUUGCUAUAUAGGGAUUAUAUGGGGAGAACUCUGUUUGGCUUUGGUGGGACUUUGGGGUGCUAAUCCCAUAACAACAUCAGAUGUAUCAUUGUUAUCAUUAGUGUUGUUACUUGCAAUUUCUCAUUUGUAAUACAAUGAUGAUGGAGUUUAUCCUAUCAGGUAGUCUAACAUGUACAAUCAGAGACCUUUUUAGGGCUGGAAGGGAUUGGGCUUUUUAGGCUGGAUGGGAUCUAGUCAUUUUGUUGACUUCCCUGUAAAAUAACACUUGAAAUAUCCUACACAUCUUAAGUAUCAAUCCCAUAUUUCAAGAUGACCAAGACUAAAAGUUCCUUGACCGGUAUUGUUGUUAAUGCAUGUCUGCAUGUCAGUUGCCCCAAAGGUUUAAAAUGACUACAUACAAACUGGUUUGAAAAGAAAUCUAAA